This is a messenger RNA of Aspergillus neoniger CBS 115656, 1020 nucleotides long. RefSeq names its product prenyl transferase AtmC. Gene Ontology annotation, molecular function: prenyltransferase activity. The transcript has 3 exons. Bases 1 to 1020 code for a protein of 339 amino acids. Gene Ontology annotation, biological process: isoprenoid biosynthetic process. The record is from RefSeq and is a predicted model, not a curated record. NCBI's taxonomy places the organism in Eukaryota, Fungi, Ascomycota, Eurotiomycetes, Eurotiales, Aspergillaceae.
AUGGCUAUCACCAUGGAGCGCCUCCAGCACCAUCUUCCGCAAACUUCGCUGGUUUUUCUUGCCUUGCUGGCCGUUCCGAUAACCGCGCUAUUAUGGGAUCGCAUAUUGAACCCACUCCCAACAACAAAGCGGGCCUGGCUUGUUGGCAAAAAGCAGCCAUCUCGGAUCACUUCUUUAGAAUGCCCCUACAGCUAUAUCCGUCAGAUCUAUGGUAAACACCACUGGGCCCCAUUCGUCGACAAGCUGGCGCCCAAUCUCAAGUUGGAUGACCCGCCGAAGUACCAGAUAAUCCUCGAGAUCAUGGACGGCAUUCACCUCUGCUUAAUCUUGGUUGAUGAUAUAUCGGACGGGAGUAACUUUCGCAAGGGUCAUCCCGCUGCGCACAAGAUUUACGGUCCUUCAGAGACUGCGAACCGUGCCUACUACCGCGUGACGCAACUUUUGAAUCGAACCGUCCACGAAUUCCCUCGUCUUGCACCCUUUCUAAUGCAGUGUCUGGAGGAGAUCCUAGAAGGCCAAGACAUGUCCCUUGUUUGGCGAAGGGAUGGCCUUGCCAGCUUUCCAGUGGCUCCAAAGGAACGGGAUGAGGCAUAUCGUAGAAUGGCGUCGCUGAAGACAGGUGCAUUGUUUCGCUUGCUUGGUCAGCUGGUACUAGAGGAUCAGUCCAUGGAUGCUACCAUGACUACGGUGGCGUGGUGCUCACAGCUGCAAAAUGAUUGCAAGAAUGUGUAUUCGACCGAUUAUGCGAAAGCAAAAGGUGCACUAGCAGAGGACCUGCGCAACGGCGAGCUCUCAUUUCCUAUAGUGGUGGCAAUGGACGCUCCUCAGGGUUAUCUGGUAGCGCGUGCCUUGGAAUACGGCUCACCCUAUAAUAUCCGUAAUGCUUUACGGGUCAUCCAGAGAGAGGACGUGCGUAGCGCCUGUUUGUGGGAUUUGAAGAAAUCGAGUGCCUCUGUGAAGGACUGGCUGGAAGUAUGGGGUCGGAAGGAGAAAAUGGAUGUCAAAAGUGUGAAGGCAUAA